Rhinolophus ferrumequinum (greater horseshoe bat) is the source of this 1185-nucleotide messenger RNA. RefSeq names its product antizyme inhibitor 2-like. The record is from RefSeq and is a predicted model, not a curated record. NCBI's taxonomy places the organism in Eukaryota, Metazoa, Chordata, Mammalia, Chiroptera, Rhinolophidae. Gene Ontology annotation, molecular function: ornithine decarboxylase activity. Gene Ontology annotation, cellular component: cytoplasm.
UUGGCCAGUCGUCAUCAGACCUUCUGCCAGGCCCUGCCAAGAAGUCUUCCUUCUAUGCAGUUGAAAUGCAACAACAGCCCCUGGGUUCUGCGUGUCCUGGCCUCCCUGGGUACCGGCUUCGACUGUGCCAGCCAGGUGGAGCUGGAGCAGGUGCUGGGUCUAGGCGUGGCCCCCUCACGCAUCAUCUUCGCCAACCCCUACAAGGCCAUCUCCCACCUCCAGUAUGCUGCCCGCCACGGGGUGCAGCUCCUGACCUUUGACAGUGAGGAGGAACUGACCAAGGUGGCCCAGCACCACCCCAAGGCCAGGCUUGUCCUCCGGCUGAGGACCAAGGACAAAGAGAGCAUCUUCCCCCUUAGUGACAAGUUUGGGGCCAGCCUGGAGGUGUGUGAACACUUGCUCAAGUCUGCCCGAGACCUGGGAUUGACUGUGGUCGGAAACAGCUUCCACGUAGGCUCGGACUGCAAGAAUCCCCAAAACUUCACACAGGCCAUCGCCGACUGUCGGCGCAUAUUCGAGAUGGGCCGUGGGCUUGGGCAUGACAUGAACCUCCUGGAUAUCGGAGGAGGCUUCCCUGGAGUGGAAGGCUCUGAGCCUGAGUUCGAGAAGAUGGCCAGAGAGAUCAAUGCUGCCCUGGCCCAGGACUUCCCCGAGGGGACUGGUGUUGAGGUCAUCGCAGAGCCUGGCUGCUUCUACGUGGCAUCUGCCUGCACGGCUGCGGUGAACAUCAUUGCCAAGAAGGCUGUGCUCGAACCUGGAGGCCACCGGAAACUGUUGUACUAUCUCAAUGAGGGACAUUAUGGCAUCUUUCGUAUCUUCCUCAGGGAUCCUGUCCCCAGGAAGCCCAUUGUGGUGAAGAAGCUCUGCUCAGAGGAGCCCAUCUUCCCCUGCAUCCUCUAUGGUCCCACAUGCGAUGCCGGUGACAAACUGUUCAUGGAGGAGGUGCAGCUGCCCGAACUGGAUGUGGGCGACUGGCUCAUCUUCCCAUCCAUGGGAGCCUACACAUCCGUCAUGAGCUCCACUUUCAAUGGCUUUCUGCCUGCCGCCAUCUGCUAUACCAUGGGACCUGAGCUCAGGUGUCUGCCGGGGAGGGCUCUCACCACAAAGAGCUGUGGGCUGAGCUCCGGGGUCCCGUGGUGUAGCAUAAAUACCCUACUCCCCACGCUGGCCCCAGCAGAGCUCUGA